Molecule: messenger RNA, 1284 nt
Organism: Exophiala spinifera
Lineage: Eukaryota; Fungi; Ascomycota; Eurotiomycetes; Chaetothyriales; Herpotrichiellaceae
Exons: 2
Coding region: 1-1284 (427 amino acids)
Source: RefSeq, a predicted model, not a curated record
AUGCUAGCUGCUCGCGAUCAAGAGAACAUUGUGCACGCACGCCAGACCGCAGCGGCAGGGAAACCUCUGAACCAAAACAUCCGAAGCCUCCAUCCGAAGACGCCAGGAAACUUGAAAACACCCUUUCGAGUUUCCAAAAACGAUGAAAAUGCACCCUUCACUUUCAAAGGACAACGAGGCCUGAACAAGGAUGGUCCGAGUAAAUCGGACAAGAAUUCAUUUGUGACGCCGUUAGCACCGCGCAACAGAGCACCUCUCGGAGCAAAAACAACCAACGCCAAAGCCGCUGCAUUCAAGACUCCUGCGGCCGCACCUCUAACCUCCAAACCAGGCCACGGUGUACCAAAGCCUUCCACCGCCCGUCGUUCCGGCCGGUCUAAAAUCGUUGUGUCUCGAGCGGAACCAGCAGAAGCCGAUGUAUUGACAGCACCGCACGAAGAGGAUGAUGAACCAGACUAUGGUUAUGCGCCACCUCCACCAGUUGCACUUCCGGACCCUCCGUUGGACUUCAAUUCUGAGGAGUUCCCUCCUCCGCUCACUAGGGAAGAACUUUCCAGAGAAAUCGCAGAGUUGUACUUGAAUUCGCCGAAAGACGAGAACGGCUUCUCUCUCCGUCUGAAGAAGGAGCAAGAAGAAUGGGAACGAUUUGACGAAGAGAGAAUCAAGCAUACUCUAAAAGUCACAGACAUGCCCGUGGAAUCCCCCGAUAGACAGGUUGAUGCUAUGAUUGCCGCAGGGCCAAAGAAGCAGAGACCUCCUUUGUCAAGAGUUGACAGCAUGCAAGCCAAGUCAGCAGCAGAGGCGCUUUCCGAGCCUCAGCCCCGUCUGCCCUCGGCAGCACUGAGGCCAACACAAGCGUCUGAACAGAAAAGAAAGGGCAUUCUUCCAAGCACCAAGCCGAGGCAUUUGAGUACGUCAACAGUAUCUGGCGCAGGCCGGACUACUCACGCUGCUGUCUCGAAGAACACUAUUGGGUUUCCAAAAGCAAAGAAGCCGCCCUCCAUCAUCCCCAAAGGUGCAGGGACGGACAGAUCGGGGCCUAUUUCUGUGAAGAAACCUGCCAAGGUUGACCAAAGCAAGAUUCAUCCCAAAGACUUCCGUGACCUCUAUGGGUCUCCCCCUAUCGAAAGUGACAUGUGGUUUCGUCUGAAGGAGUAUGAGUUGCUUGAGAAUGACGAGGACAAGGAUGCGGAUUUGGUUGAUGACUUGUUCGAGCCAGAUUUUUUCCCUUUUGACAAUUCUAAGCUGGAUGAUGAGGACUUUCAACUCCCCAUGCCUGCGUGA